Messenger RNA from Salvia hispanica, 999 nucleotides. The record is from RefSeq and is a predicted model, not a curated record. NCBI's taxonomy places the organism in Eukaryota, Viridiplantae, Streptophyta, Magnoliopsida, Lamiales, Lamiaceae.
AGGACUUGAGUGAUGAAACGGAAGAUGGUAGAAUGCUCCCUUCUCUUGGAUACAAAUGGUGCUUGAUAAUCUCUUACGAUGGCACCCGUUUUUCAGGAUGGCAAUAUCAAACGUCAACCCCAACUGUACAAUGUUUACUGGAAGAGGCGCUAAUCCGAAUUACAAAAUUAGAACGUGAUCACCUCUGCGUUGUUGGUGCAGGCCGAACAGAUGCAGGAGUCCAUGCCUGGGGUGGCACACUUCACCACACCUUUCAAUUAUGACUGCUUGGCUGCUGUUCACAAAGCACUAAAUGGUCUUCUCCCUCCCGAUAUCAGAAUCAGAGAGAUGAGAUCCGUCCCACCUGAAUUUCACGCGCGCUUUUCUGUUACAAGCAAGAUUUACAAUUACAGAAUUUACAACGACACCAUCAUGGAUCCAUUUCUGAGGCUCCAUGUGUACCACAGUACUUAUAAACUCAAUCCUGCUGCUAUGAGGGAUGCUGCAAAGCAUUUUGUAGGGAAGCAUGACUUCUCUGCUUUUGCUAAUACUUCGCGCAAUGAUAGGAUACCGAAUCCGGUCAAGAAUAUCUUCCGCUUUGAUGUGAUUGAGACGGGACCUGUGUUGCACCUUGAAGUCGAAGGAACAGGUUUUCUAUACAGACAAGUUCGGAAUAUGGUUGCGUUGUUGCUUCAAGUCGGGAGAGAGGCCGUUCCACCUGACAUCGUCUCCAAGAUCUUGGCAUCUCGUGACAGGAAGGAGUUGGCCAAAUUUACCUUGGCAGUUCCUCCUCAUGGUUUGUGCCUUCAUGCUGUCAACUACAACGAGGAUCAUCUUCAACUUCCCACGGGUUGCCCUGCAACGAGCCGGGGUAGGCACCAUACUAUAAGCAAAUGUAAGCUCCCAUACUAUUGAUCAACACACAUUCUUGAAUUGAGGGAGUUAAUUGAUGCAACCUGGAUUCUUGAAAGUGUGUAUGUGCAUAUUUGUGUGCUUUAUCUCUAAUUUGAUUUUAUACAA